AUGGUUCUUCAAGAUCUUGGCCGUCGCAUCAAUGCGGCGGUCACCAAUUUGACGAGGGACCAGAAUCUUGACGAAAAGGCCUUCGAUAACAUGCUUAAAGAGAUUUGCGCCGCCCUUCUCGAAGCCGAUGUCAAUGUCAAACUUGUUAUGCAGCUCCGAAAAUCUAUCAAAAGCACCGUCAACUUCAAAGACCUUCCACCAGCCGUCAACAAAAAGCGCCUGAUUCAGAAAGCCGUCUUCGAUGAACUUGUCCAAUUAGUCGACCCUCAUGCCGAGCCCUUCAAACCGAAAAAGGGUAAACCAAACGUCAUCAUGUUUGUUGGUCUACAGGGUGCUGGUAAAACGACGACGUGUACGAAGCUCGCGCGACACUACCAAACGAGAGGGUUUCGAGCAUGCCUGGUGUGCGCAGAUACUUUCCGAGCGGGCGCUUUUGACCAGCUGAAGCAGAAUGCGACAAAGGCCAAGAUUCCGUACUACGGUUCUCUCACAGAGACUGAUCCUGCAGCUGUGGCUCGGGCGGGCGUCGAGCAGUUUAAGAAGGAGAAAUUCGAUGUGAUCAUUGUUGAUACCUCGGGAAGACAUCGCCAAGAGUCAGCACUGUUCCAGGAGAUGAUUGAUAUCCAGACGGCGAUUCGCCCUGACGAAACCAUCAUGGUGCUCGAUGCUUCCAUUGGUCAACAGGCCGAGUCGCAAGCCAAGGCGUUCAAAGAGGCAGCUGAUUUCGGAGCCAUCAUCAUAACCAAGACCGACGGACAUGCCCACGGUGGUGGUGCCAUUUCCGCCGUAGCAGCGACACACACGCCGAUUGUAUUCAUCGGUACAGGUGAGCAUAUGCUGGACCUGGAGCGCUUCGCUCCACAACAAUUCGUCCAAAAGCUUUUGGGGAUGGGAGACAUGGCCGGUCUGGUCGAGCACGUCCAGUCGCUAAAUCUCAACCAAAAGGACACCAUAAAGCACAUCCAAGAAGGUAUCUUUACGGUACGCGACCUGCGCGAUCAACUGUCAAACAUCAUGAAGAUGGGACCUCUGUCGAAAAUGGCGGGUAUGAUCCCCGGAAUGAGCAACAUGAUGCAAGGAAUGGACGACGAAGAAGGAGGCGCCAAACUCAAGCGCAUGAUUUAUAUCUGCGACUCCAUGACCGACAAAGAACUCGACUCGGACGGCAAGAUUCUCAUUGAACAACCCACACGCAUGACCAGAAUAGCUCGCGGUUCAGGAACGUCAGUACGCGAAGUAGAAGACCUCCUUACUCAGCAGCGCAUGAUGGCCGGUAUGGCCAAGAAGAUGGGCGGCAAUAUGAAGAACAUGCAGCGUGCGCAGCAAGCCAUGGGCGGCGGCAACAAAGCUCAACAAAUGGCCGCCAUGCAGAAACGUCUCCAGAGUAUGGGCGGCGCUGGCGGUGCAGGCGGAAUGCCUGAUAUGGGAUCCCUCAUGAAGAUGCUUGGCGGAGGAGGUGGCAUGCCUGGCGGUAUGGAUAUGCAAGCAAUGAUGAAGCAAAUGGGUAUGGGUGGAGGUAUGCCUGGUAUGCCUGGGAGCGGUGGCCGCGGCCGGAGGUGA
Messenger RNA from Pochonia chlamydosporia 170, 1560 nucleotides. RefSeq names its product signal recognition particle protein. Gene Ontology annotation, molecular function: GTPase activity; ATP hydrolysis activity; GTP binding. The transcript is spliced from 2 exons. The coding region runs from base 1 to 1560 and encodes 519 amino acids. Lineage: Eukaryota; Fungi; Ascomycota; Sordariomycetes; Hypocreales; Clavicipitaceae. Gene Ontology annotation, biological process: SRP-dependent cotranslational protein targeting to membrane, translocation; SRP-dependent cotranslational protein targeting to membrane. Gene Ontology annotation, cellular component: signal recognition particle, endoplasmic reticulum targeting; cytosol. The record is from RefSeq and is a predicted model, not a curated record.